Penicillium longicatenatum is the source of this 1800-nucleotide messenger RNA. RefSeq names its product ATP-dependent RNA helicase HAS1 (gene has1). Gene Ontology annotation, cellular component: nucleolus. Gene Ontology annotation, biological process: maturation of LSU-rRNA from tricistronic rRNA transcript (SSU-rRNA, 5.8S rRNA, LSU-rRNA). The record is from RefSeq and is a predicted model, not a curated record. Lineage: Eukaryota; Fungi; Ascomycota; Eurotiomycetes; Eurotiales; Aspergillaceae. The transcript is spliced from 4 exons. The coding region runs from base 1 to 1800 and encodes 599 amino acids. Gene Ontology annotation, molecular function: nucleic acid binding; ATP binding; RNA helicase activity.
AUGCCCGGCCCAGUGGACACCACAAAGUCCAUCGACGCCAAGAAGCGCAAGAGAAAGCACGCUGCUAAGCCUACCGCCGACAGUGAAGAUGUUCCCAAGCCUGUUGAGACCAAGUCAAUUAAGAAGACUGCCAAGGCCGCUGUUUCCCCCAAGCCUGCGACCGAGAAGACAACUAAAAAGCGCAAAGUGAGCCACUCCGCUAGCGAGGACGAGAGCGGUGACGAGGCCGAGGAAGUCGAGGAAGUCGAGGAGCAGGAAGAGGACAACGAGGCAGACGAGGCCGAGGAGAAGGACAAUGUUGCGGAUCUCCCCACCAUGGGCGAAGUCAGCCUUCCCCAGACUGAGGGCCAGCUGCAGAAGUUUACUGAGCUGAACCUCUCGGAGAAGACCAUGCAAGGAAUCAAGGAUAUGGGCUUCGAGACCAUGACUGAGAUCCAGCAGCGCACAAUCCCACCGCUGCUCGCCGGUCGCGAUGUUCUCGGUGCUGCGAAGACUGGAUCCGGCAAGACUCUCUCUUUCCUGAUCCCGGCGGUCGAGAUGCUCAGCGCUCUGCGCUUCAAGCCCAGAAACGGUACCGGUGUUCUUGUUAUUUCUCCCACCCGUGAACUGGCUCUACAGAUCUUUGGUGUUGCUCGCGAACUCAUGGCCCACCACUCUCAGACCUACGGUAUCGUUAUUGGCGGUGCCAACCGUCGUGCCGAAGCCGAUAAGCUUGCCAAGGGUGUCAAUCUGCUCAUUGCUACCCCGGGUCGUCUGCUUGAUCACCUCCAGAACACUCAAGGCUUCAUUUUCAAGAACCUGAAGACUCUUGUUAUUGACGAGGCUGACCGUAUCCUUGAAGUCGGUUUCGAGGACGAAAUGCGCCAGAUCAUCAAGAUCCUGCCCGCGGAGGAGCGUCAAACCAUGCUUUUCUCCGCCACCCAAACCACCAAGGUCGAGGAUUUGGCCCGCAUCUCCCUGCGCCCUGGCCCAUUGUACAUUAAUGUUGAUCACCGCAAGGAGCACAGUACCGUGGAGGGUCUGGAACAAGGAUACGUGAUCUGUGAGGCGGAUCGACGCUUCCUGCUCCUGUUCUCCUUCCUCAAGCGCAACCUCAAAAAGAAGAUUAUUGUGUUUUUCUCAAGCUGCAACUGUGUGAAGUACCAUGCUGAGCUUCUGAACUACAUUGAUUUGCCCGUACUUGAGCUGCAUGGCAAGCAGAAGCAGCAAAAACGAACCAACACGUUCUUCGAGUUUUGUAACGCCACCCAGGGUACCUUGAUCUGUACUGACGUUGCUGCUCGUGGCCUUGAUAUUCCUGCUGUCGACUGGAUCAUUCAGUUCGAUCCCCCAGAUGACCCACGUGACUACAUCCACCGUGUCGGACGAACUGCUCGUGGUGCCAACGGUAAGGGACGCAGUCUGAUGUUCUUGCAGCCAUCCGAGGUUGGCUUCCUCAAACACCUCAAGGAAGCUCGUGUGCCGGUGGUUGAGUUCGAAUUCCCUUCCUCCAAAAUUGUCAAUGUCCAAAGUCAACUUGAGAAGUUGAUUUCACAAAAUUACUACCUCAAUAAGUCUGCCAAGGAAGGAUACCGAUCGUACCUCCAGGCAUACGCCUCUCAUUCUCUUCGCUCCGUGUUCGAUGUGCACAAGCUGGACCUGGUGAAGGUUGCCAAGGGCUUUGGCUUCAACGCCCCCCCACGGAUUGAUAUCCAGCUGGGUGCUAGCAUGACCCGCGACAAGAGACAGGAGCAGCAGGGUCGCCGCACGUAUGGCAGCCAGCCCAAGGGGUCGAAGUUCAAGCGGAAGCACGAGGAUUAA